Molecule: messenger RNA, 1557 nt
Organism: Puma concolor (puma)
Lineage: Eukaryota; Metazoa; Chordata; Mammalia; Carnivora; Felidae
Source: RefSeq, a predicted model, not a curated record
AUGGCUGUGGCCCUGGGUUGUGCAAUCCAGGCUUCCUUGAAUCAGGGCUCUGUGUUUCAAGACUAUGACGCGGACUGUGAAGUCUUCCGCCAGCGCUUCAGGCAGUUCCAGUACAAAGAAGCAGCCGGGCCUCAUGAAGCCUUCAACAAACUCUGGGAGCUUUGCUGUCAAUGGCUCAAGCCAAAGAUGCGCUCUAAGGAACAAAUCCUGGAGCUGUUGGUGUUGGAGCAGUUCCUAACCAUCCUGCCCACAGAGAUAGAGACCUGGGUGAGGGAACAUUGCCCAGAGAAUAGAGAAAGAGUUGUGUCGCUGAUAGAAGACUUACAGAGAGAACUUGAGAUUCCAGAUCAGCAGAUCGAUAGGCAGGAAAUGCUCUUGGAAGAACUGGCACCGGUGGGAACGGCACACGUACCACCAAACAUCCACCUGGAGUCACCCCCACUCCAAGUAAUGGGACCUGCCCCGGAGGGCCCAGUGGCAGAGCCUUGGAUCCCACAGGCAGGGCUGCAGGAGCUGAGCUAUGGUGCCGCUGAGGAGUGCCAGCCCUUCCUGGACCCCGGGUAUCCAAUACCAAAGCUGGACGUGAACUUUUCAUUGGAGCCUCGAGAAGAGGCAUGGGUGAAGGAACUACAAGAUUCCAAAGAAAUGAAACAGUUACUUGACUCCAAGAUAGGUUUUGAGAUGGGGAUAGAAAAUGAAGAAGAUUCUUCAAAACAGAAAAAACUGGAGAAUAUGUAUCCAUUUAUUGUUACUUUAGAGGGGAAUGCUCUCCAUGGGCCCAUUUUGCAAAAAGACUAUGUACAGUUGGAAAAUCAGUGGGAAAGUCCCCCGGAGGAUCUACAGACAGAUUUAACAAAACUGGUAGAUCAUCCGAACCCCUCUGCAGGAGAGAAACCUGAGAAUUCCAACUUAGAAGAGCCUCUCGACCCCAGACCCCAGAAGAAAAAGAGUCCAGGGGACAAACCUCACCGAUGCCCUCAGUGUGGAAAAUGCUUUGCGCGGAAGUCGCAGCUUACAGGGCACCAGAGAAUUCACUCUGGAGAGGAACCGCAUAAAUGCCCUGAGUGUGGAAAAAGAUUCCUUCGUAGUUCAGACCUUUAUAGACACCAACGGCUUCAUACCGGGGAGAGGCCCUACGAAUGCACUGUGUGUAAAAAGCGAUUCACUCGACGGUCACACCUUAUAGGGCACCAGAGAACGCAUUCUGAAGAAGAAACCUACAAAUGUCUUGAGUGUGGGAAAAGCUUUUGUCAUGGAUCGAGUCUCAAAAGACAUCUGAAAACUCAUUCGGGUGAAAAACCUCACAGAUGUCACAGUUGUGGGAAAAGUUUCAGUAGACUGACGGCUCUUACUUUGCAUCAGAGAACUCACACCGAAGAAAGACCUUUUAAAUGUAAUUACUGUGGGAAAAGCUUUAGACAGAGACCGAGCCUUGUUAUUCAUUUAAGAAUUCACACAGGGGAGAAGCCAUACAAGUGUAGUCACUGUUCUAAAAGCUUCAGGCAGAGGGCAGGCCUUAUUAUGCACCAGGUCACUCACUUUAGAGGACUUCUUUAA